GCUCAGGGCCUGGCUCCGGCUGCAGCCCCCCAAGCCGUGGGCUGGUGACCCAGUGACCCUGCCUGCACCGGUCCGUGGGAGUGCAGACCCUGUGCCGACAGGCCUGCCCCAACAGGGGCCAGGAGAUUGUGGGGGCCACACCCAAUGCUGCAGCACCACAUGCUGCCCUCGUGCUGCACAAGUGGCCUGUGGAACUCCCCACCACCAGGUCCCUGCCCAGGGCCCCAGACACACCCCCGGGGGCGCCCCUGGGCAGUGGCCAUGAGGCAGGCGGGGGAGGGGGUGAUGGAGCCAGCAGCGCUUUGUGACCUCACAUCCUGGCCCCACACCAAGCUGGACAAGGGCCAACACAGCCCCACGCCUGGCCCCCCUCCAUGGCAGACAGCGGGGCCUCAGCGCUGGAGAUCGGGGAGGCCGAUGCCAACUGGGCGCUGAUCAGAGACAAGGUGGUUGAGGAGCGCUUUGGCCCCGCCGUGGUGCCCGUGCCCUUCCUGGAGGACGCGGCGGCCUACGACCUGCUGAGCGUGCUGGUGAGGAAGUCGGGCCGGGCGCCGCGGCUGCUGGGCCGGGCCCGGCCCCUGGUGCCGGUGGGGGCGCUGGCGCAGCUGGUGCAGCAGGGGCUGGAGCCGGGGGAGCUGGCGCGCUGCACGCGGGAAUACAGCGCCCGGGCGCAGGGCGAGGCGCACUACGAGGAGACGCGCCUGGUGGCGGGCGCCCCCUGCCACAUCCAGCUGCAGCUGGCCAGCGUGCACAAGAAGGUGGCCUUCCUGGCGCUGCGCCCCGGCCAGCUGGCGCUGCGCCCCGACCUGCCCUGGCUCCGCGGCCUGCGCAGCCUCUACCUCCUGCACGAGGUCUUCUACUGCGGGGGGCUGGCGCUGGCCGUCUGGCGGGGGCAGAGCCUGCGCACCCUGCGCCUGCCGGGGCCCCGGCCCCUUGCCUUCUGCUGCCUCAAAUUCGCCCUCGGCCCCCGCGGCCUCCUGGGCCCCCAGAAACCCCUGGGGCCCGCGCUGCCCGCCAGGGCGGCCUGGAUCAAGCUGCCAGCGCUGGAGCCCCCGGUCCCUCCCACCGAGAGCAAGAGCAGCCCCCAGGGCCGGAGCCCCUUCUGCAGGGCCUCCAGGACAGGGAAGUGGCCGUUCGCCAGGCGCCGCGCCCAGCCAGCCAGCUCCCAGCGCGGGGACCCUGACCGGCACGCCAUGUCCCUGCCCCUGCUGCCGAGCGCCGAGUCCGACAGCGACGGCUGA
Molecule: messenger RNA, 1241 nt
Organism: Gopherus flavomarginatus (Mexican gopher tortoise)
Lineage: Eukaryota; Metazoa; Chordata; Testudines; Testudinidae
Gene: C1H11orf42
Product: chromosome 1 C11orf42 homolog
Exons: 3
Coding region: 375-1241 (288 amino acids)
Source: RefSeq, a predicted model, not a curated record